AUGUCGCGAAAUCAAGGUUAUUUUCGAACAUCAACCGGAUCGUUCUUCAUUGAGCCGAUUGAAGACUAUGUUGACGAGAAUAGAAACAUUCUCCAUCUGCUCUAUCGAAGUCCAAGAAUAGACGAUAAAGGUGACAGUGAAAAGUGCGAUCUGACAAAUUCCCCUGCUAUUGAACUUCAUUCUUCCACUUUAAGCAUCUAA
This is a messenger RNA of Clunio marinus, 201 nucleotides long. The record is from the annotation of a GenBank genome assembly. Lineage: Eukaryota; Metazoa; Arthropoda; Insecta; Diptera; Chironomidae.